This is a messenger RNA of Ichthyophthirius multifiliis, 3204 nucleotides long. RefSeq names its product phage head-tail family protein, putative. The transcript has 10 exons. The record is from RefSeq and is a predicted model, not a curated record. NCBI's taxonomy places the organism in Eukaryota, Ciliophora, Oligohymenophorea, Hymenostomatida.
AUGAAAUGCUCAAAGAUCCUUUUUUUUAAAAGCGUUAUAGGAGACACUGUCGCUUUAAUUAAGAAAAUUAAAUAGGAAGUAAAAUAAAAAAAAAUCAUGAGAGCUAAUCCUAAUUAUGAUGCAGAUUUUGAUCCUAAUUUAUUAGAAGAUGGUUAGAAAAUUAUCACUAAAAAAUUAACAAGAAAAUUAGAACUUUAAAUUCUAAAGGGGAAUGGGUUAAAGAGGUUUGAAAUCGAAGUCGAAGAAGAGUGUGUAGAUAAAUAUGGAAAUAUUAUUAUGACAAGAGAAAAACCAAAAGAAGGAAUUAUUACAGAUCCUUCUAUGUUGGCUUUUAUUAAUUAACAUGGGGGGUUAGCAAUAGGAGGGUCGAAGUUUAUAUUACCCUAAAAACCGGGAAAACCUAUGGCGAAAAACGGAUAGUAAAUUAAAGAAGGAGAAUGGUUUAUAGAUUAGAAUGGAAAUAAAGUUAGAAUGGUUAAAAAUGCGAAAGGGGAAGAAGAAUAUGAAGUUAUGGAAGAAUAUAUUGAUGAGUUUGGUAAUAAAUAAACAAGAGUUAAAAAACUGGUUGUUGGAAAAGACAAAGAUGGAAAUGAGAUUAUCACUGAAAGUUAUAUUGAUCCAAAAACUGGAAAAUUAAUUACUGUAUAAAAAAAAGUUUAUAAAGAUAAAAAUGGGAAUGAAGUAAUAGAAGAAGUAACAACUGAUGAAUUUGGAAAUAAAAUAACAAAAAGAACACGUGUAUUAAAAGAUAAAGAUGGUAUAAAAAAAGAUAAAUAAAAUAAAAAUAAAAAUAUAGGUAAUGAAUAUAUAGAAGAAGAAAUAAUUGAUUAAUUUGGAAAUAAGAUUAUUGUUCGUAAAAAAAAAAUGAAAGAUGAAUUCGGAAAUGAUAUUUGGGUCACAGAAACUAUAAAUGCAGAUGGAACACGUACUAUUGUAACUGAAAGAAUAGGGAAAAACGGAGAAAAAAUAAUAACUGAAGAAAAAAUAGAUAAGAAUGGAAGAAAAACUAUUACUGAAAAAAUAAUUACUAUAGGUAAAGAUGGAAAACCUAUCAUUUAAGAGAUUACUUAUGAUGAAAAAGGAAAUAGAAUAGUAAAAAAUAUUAAAUAAGAAAUAGAUAAAGAUGGUAAUUAAGUAACAGUGGAAGAGACUGUAGAUGAAUUUGGGAAUAAAAUAACUAAGAAAACAAAAUAUAUAACAGAUAAAGAUGGAAAUAAAAUAAAAGUAGAAGAAAUAAUAGGCGCAGAUGGUAAAAAAGUAACAAAAUAUACACGUGAAAUAGUAGAUGAAGAUGGAAAUAUAGUCACUAUUGAAGAAACUGUAGAUGAGUUUGGAAAUAAAAUAACAAAAAAAAUAAAAAGAAUGUUCGAUAAAGAUGGAAAUGAAAUUAUUGAAGAAGAAAUAAUUGAUGCAAAUGGCAACAGGAUUAUUAUUCGAAAAAAAAUUAAUAAAGAUGGUACUGUAGAAGAAGAAAGGUAUAAUCCUUUAACUGGAGAAAGAGUUAUUAUAAAAAAAAGAAUAGAUGAAAACGGUCGUGAAAUUAUAGAAGAAACACGAAUUGAUAAAGAUGGAAAUUCAAUAACUACAACAAAAGUAAUUACCACAGAUAAAUUUGGUAAUAAAAUAAUAACAGAAAGUUACAUAGACCCAAAAACAGGAAAAUUAGUUUAAAUAACUAAAAAAAUAACUAAAGAUAAAGACGGAAACGAAAUUGUCGAAGAAACUCGUUUAGAUGCAAAUGGAAACGUAAUACAAGUAAAAAGGAAAGUUUAUAAAGAUAAAGAUGGAAAUGAAAUAGUUGAAGAAUAAAUAACAGGCGCAGACGGGAAGAAAUACACAGUCAGAACAAAAGUAUAUAGAGAUGCUGAUGGAAACGAAAUUAUAGAAGAAGAGAUGAUAGAUGAGUUUGGGAAUAGAAUAAUUACUAGAAGAAAAAAAGAUAAGGAUGGAAGAGAAAUAAUUGAGGAGAUCAGAAUUGAUAAAGAUGGUAAAAAAACUAUUACUUAAAGGAUUAUUAAUAAAGAUGGGACUGUAGAAGAAACUGUUAUUGAUGCGAAUGGAAAAGUAACCAAAACUAUUAAAAGAAUGGGAUAUGAUGAUAAAUAAACACAAACUUAAAGUCCUAAUUAAGCUGAUUUAGAGUAUUUGUUAAUUUAAUUAGGGUGUAAGAAGGAAGAGGCAGGGUAUAUAGCGAAUGCAAUAAUGAAAUAUAUUAAAAAUGGAGAACCUUUUAUUGUUGGAAAUGAGGAUUUGGCAAGAUUAAAGGAUUUAUAGGGAAAACAUAGUGGGAAUUUGGAGAAUUUGAAAGAAUAAAGGAAAAGAGAAAUGGAAGAGUUGAGGAAGAAAAGAGAAGAAGAGAGAUUGAAGAAAUAACAGGAGAUUUUAGAGCAGAAACAGGCGAAAUUAAACAAGAAAAACAAAAAUGAUGAAGAUGAUGAAGAUAAUCUAGAUGUAAUAGACCAAGAUAUGACUGAAGAGUAAUAAUUAUAAGCCUUAUAUAAAAGGAUGAAGGAAAAAGGAGGGUUAAUGGGUGAAUUAAUGAGAAAUAUAAGAAAUUAAUUGGGAAAAAAUGGAGAUGAAGAUAUUAAUUUUGAAGAAUUUAAAGAUUAUUUUAAUAAAUAUAAAUAAGUACAUUCAAAAUGUGGAGAAAAUUGUCCACAUUUAAAGAGAUUUUAUGCUAAAUUAGGCUUUAUUUAAAAUAAAUAUAAAAGAAAAUACCUCAAAAUGAAGGAUACAAGAAUUAACGCUUUCUAAACAAAUAAAUAAAACUAAGAUAAAUUACCAUAAAUACAUAAUAUAAGUUAUAAAAUUAAUAAAUAUAAAAUAUAAUAUAUAUAAAAAAAAAUAAUAUAAAUAUAUUUCAAAAUAUAUAUAUAAAUUAUUUAUAUAUAUUUAUAUUUAUAUAUGUAUAUGUAUAUAUUUAUAUAAAUAUAAUAUAUAUAUAUUUAGAUUAUUAAAGCGAAUAAAUUAAAUCAAAUAGUUUUUAUAAUACUUAGAAAUAAUCACAACAUGCUUAAACUAGAGAAUAUUCUCGUACAUUAAUUUAAUAAUCAUCAUCUAAUUCUUAAUUUAUUUAAUAAUCUUCUAAUUCAUAAUUUGUUAAAACUUCAAUGUUUGGUUUAUAGAAUUCGCAGAAUAUUGAUAAAGAUCAUCAUUCUAGUCUUUAUUUAAAUUAGGAUUAAUAGUAGCUUUAAGACGAUUUGA